UCCAAGCUCUUGCGAAGGCUCGUCGAGAGUGAAGGAGAGGAGAUGGCUCGAACCAAGCAAACUGCUCGUAAGUCUACUGGAGGGAAGGCCCCUAGGAAAUUGCUUGCCACUAAGGCUGCUCGCAAGUCCCUCCCCACCGCAGGAGGAUUGAAGAGGCCCCACCGCUUCCGGCCUGGAACUGUUGCUUUGCGUGAGAUUCGCAAGUACCAGAAGAGCACCGAUCUUUUGCUCAGGAAGCUGCCAUUCCAGAGGCUUGUCAGGGAAAUUGCUCAGGACUUCAAGAGUGAGGUGCGAUUCCAGAGCCAUGCAGUGCUUGCAUUGCAGGAGGCGGCAGAGGCAUUCCUUGUGGGGCUGUUCGAGGACGCUAAUCUUUGUGCCAUUCAUGCCAAGCGCGUCACGAUCAUGAGCAAGGACAUUCAGCUGGCCAGGAGGAUUCGUGGUGAGAGGGCUUGAGCUUUUUGCUGAUGAUGCCCCCAAAUAUCCCCUUUUUUUUUUUUUAGAUGAAGAUGAUGGGAUCAAAUUUGUCUAGUACCAGAAAUUUGUAUUUCUGGAACAAUUGGAAAAAUAUUGCUAUGGUGAAACCUUGCUGCAACUGCAUUUUUAGCCCGACAUCUUACGGCAAUCGCUUUCAUGCAUGGCCUGACUUAUUUCUUAUAAAGAACGCCUGACUGUUAUUGGUUUGGUAUUGAUAGCGGUAAACUUGGUACGUGAUGCUGGCGGGUAGAUUUUUUAGCUACAAUAUGUGGUUGAAUACUGGUAUUUGGUGUAUGGAUGAUCAUCUUCUGGUGAAAAAUAAGCUGUUAGCAUAUCCAUUUCCCAGUGGGUCUUCUACAGCAUUAUUAAUUGGAUAGGCUCUAUUUUUCGUUUUUAGGUUACUUGUUUGCCAUGCAUAAAUACGUAUAUACCCACACGUACGUACGUAUGUAUAACCAUAUCUAUAAAGAUGUAUGUAUCCUGCCGUAUAUUUUUAGGCUGUCAGCAACCUCCCGUUUCGUCUAAAAUUUGUUAUCUUGCAUGGGAGAUGUUUUCUACAUGACUUGUGCUGGUGUAUCAUCAAUUCUUAUUAGAGAAUAUAUGAGGCUGGUUCACGUCGCCAUGGGAGAUUUUAGGUUGCAUGGGGCAGGUAUUGGUGCUCAACAUCAAGAUACAUGGAUUCAUUGAGAUUAUUUGAGCCCUUCCAGGUUGAGGGUGAUUUUAGCAGGUACAGGUAUUUCGGGUGCGCUUUGUUGAUGAAUUGGAGAACUGACAUAAAGUUUGUGUCCGAGUUUCUCACAAAAAAUAUCAAUAAAAAGCUAUGAGCAAUCAUUAAUCAGAUUUGCAUAUGAAAAGGUCAUCCUUGCUGGCACAAUGCAUAAGGAUUCACGGCAGUAAUAAUAUCAUGUAUUUUU
Messenger RNA from Elaeis guineensis (African oil palm), 1388 nucleotides. RefSeq names its product histone H3.3a-like. The record is from RefSeq and is a predicted model, not a curated record. Lineage: Eukaryota; Viridiplantae; Streptophyta; Magnoliopsida; Arecales; Arecaceae. Gene Ontology annotation, molecular function: protein heterodimerization activity; structural constituent of chromatin; DNA binding. Gene Ontology annotation, cellular component: nucleosome.